AUGAAAUUUCUAUCCCAGUCCAGGUGGUUCCUACGCUGCUGUCUAGUAGGAGAGAUUGUCCCCUUUGCCACUGCAGAAAUAGGAUCAUGCUCCGAAACCGAAGAAUGCCAGACCGGCUGCUGCUCCAAGGCUGGCUACUGUGGUUUUGGUCCUGAUUUCUGCGGCGAUGAUGUCUGCAUCUCGAACUGCGAUGCAGUAGCUGAAUGUGGUGCGGAGCCUGGUGCCAAGUGUCCUUUGAAUGUGUGCUGUUCUCAAUAUGGAUUCUGUGGCACGACUGAUGAGUUCUGCGGCACAGGCUGCCAGAGUGUUCUUGCUCUGGAACGUCGAGCAGUGCAGUCUACAUCGGGUAUUAUGAGGGCUGGAAAUCCUGAACGCCCGUGUGACGUUGUUCUCCCUGAGAACAUCAAUGUCAAGCCUUGGACACAUCUUUACUACUCAUUCGCCGGAAUUGAUCCUUCCGACUUCACAAUAACUACUACGCACGAUAACGACGCAGACUAUUGGGAGAAGUUUACCGCUCUGAAGCAGAAAAAGUCCACUCUGAAAACAUACAUCUCCGUGGGAGGAUGGGACCUUGGAGGCAAGGUUUUCUCCGAUAUGGUACGGUUUCCGGGAUCACGGAGAGCCUUCAUUGACUCUGCCAUUGCCAUGAUGAACAAAUAUGGUUUUGACGGCAUCGACAUCGAUUGGGAGUAUCCCGCGGCAGAAGAUCGCGGUGGCGCGGCAAGGGACACUGCAAACCUCGUCACUUUUCUUUCGGAGCUCCGUGAUGCUUUGGGUUCACGCUUCGGACUCACUUGCACUUUACCAUCGUCGUACUGGUACCUGAAGGGUUUUGAUAUUGUCGGCAUGGCAGAAUAUGUGGAUUACUUCGCUAUGAUGGCAUACGAUAUCCACGGCACUUGGGACGGUAACAGCGAAUGGACGGAUUCUGUAAUCAACCCACACACAAACAUUACAGAAAUAUCCGCUGGGCUUGAUCUUCUGUGGCGUAACAAUAUUGACCCUGCCAAAGUUCUGCUCGGGCUGGGCUUUUAUGGCAGAUCGUUCACAUUGGAGGACUCUUCCUGCAACACCCCCGGAUGCGCAUUUAGCACCACCAGCGGUUCGGGAGGUGCCAGGGCUGGUGAAUGUACAGGAACGAGCGGUAUUCUCUCUGACUACGAGAUUAGCCGCAUUAUAGAUGACUACUCAGUCAAUGUGCACUAUGAUGAAGCUGCCGGCGUCAAUUGGAUGACCUGGAGUGGUGAUCAAUGGGUCUCUUUUGACAAUGGCAGAACACUCAAGCAGAAGGCCGAUUUCGCGAAUAGCAAAUGCCUUGGCGGCCUUUUCAGUUGGGCGCUUGAUCUUGGAGGCCCUGGCUCUUUGGCCAAUCCUAACGAUCUAAGCUACGACGAUACAAGCAUGGAGGGUGCCAAUGCAGGCGGAGGCAGCGAUGGAACCGGCCUUUUCUAUGUCGGCCAGGAGAUCUUCGACGAAGGUCAGAACACCGUGACUGCUGUGGCCCCGGUCAGCGUCAUCUUUCCGAAGUCCGUUCUCGGAUCGCCGACAACCAUUGAUUUCGGCGCUGGGUAUCCAACUUCAUUGGAGGUCGCAGCUUCCACCACAGCUACUGUCGUACGCGGAACGGUCACAAGUGUCACAACCGCUGUGACGAGGUAUAUUGUGGAGACAACUAUUCCCCUAAAGCAGCUUGUUACCGGCACCAUCAAUUACUACAACUGGAAUAUCACCGGAGGUAUCAAAUCCACCAAGACGCCCUUGGUUCCGAGCAUUGAAAUACCUCCAGCCAUAGUGACGGACAAUCCUAAUCCAAUGAAUGAGACGGGCGUUUAUCACACCCCUCUGGUCACUCGCACAGUGAGCAUUCCUCCGUGGCCAUGGACUACGGAUGAUAUGAAGUUCCCAACAGUGACCUUCUUGGAAGGUGAUCCUCCUGGCCCCUCUUGCACUGCCAACUGCGGUCACAAAAACUACAGCUUCUGUGACGGACGUUGUCUAGUUGAUUGCGGCAAGGAGAGCUCUUCGAGUUUCAUAGACCCGCUGGAUCCUGAGCCACCUACCGUUGAAAAAUGCUCAGGACCUGGGUGUGUUAACGGAGAAUGUGACGUUAACAGCCUGCGCAUUGAAAAAGGCUGUGAAGGAGAUGAUUGUAAAAAUCGGGUCUGCAUCGGCGACGACUGCACUCCCACGGGCUGCACAGGGGAUGAUUGUACCGACGGUCAUUGCUCGGGUAGCGACUGUCAGGACCACGGUUGCAUCGGGCCCGAUUGUGACAGCAGUGGUUCAGGAAGAUGCUUUGGUCUACAGUGUCUCUCGUGGGGUUGUAUCGGGCUCGACUGCUCGUCGAUCGAUUUCACCUGCACUGGUUCUUGCUGCCGCAUCGUGACAUGCUCCGGACGCGAUUGUGUCAAUGGAAUCUGCACAGGUCAAGAUUGCAGAUCGGAAGACAACGACUGUGAAGCAGAAAAGGCUGAUUCCUGCACCGAUUGGAUAUCUAGUACACUGGUCACGCCCGCCUCGACCUACUCCACCACCACGAUAACGACCCGCUGUGAUACAAUUACUGCGUGUUCUGCUAAAGCUACGACCACCACUAGCACCGUGGACGAAGAUGGACUAAUUGAGGGCACCAUCACCGACUUCCAAUGGGCAACGACCUCCGACGAUGCGGAUCUGACCAGCUACCUCGAGUCCGACUAUUCUUCCUUCUGGUCGGCCUUUGAUUCUACCAGCACCACUACAACUACAACGACCAAACCUACAACAACGACAACAACCACCUCAUCGCGUCCGACAGAGACCAGCUACGAUUGUAAAGGCUCAAUUAGAUGUGGAUCGUUUGCCAACCUUCACAGCUUCUGUAAUAUGGCAAAGGGCUUCCUAACUGAGGACACUUUAUACGGGUAA
Molecule: messenger RNA, 2910 nt
Organism: Aspergillus fumigatus Af293
Lineage: Eukaryota; Fungi; Ascomycota; Eurotiomycetes; Eurotiales; Aspergillaceae
Product: putative class V chitinase
Exons: 8
Coding region: 1-2910 (969 amino acids)
Biological process (GO): carbohydrate metabolic process
Molecular function (GO): hydrolase activity, hydrolyzing O-glycosyl compounds; chitin binding
Source: RefSeq, a predicted model, not a curated record